Capsella rubella is the source of this 1290-nucleotide messenger RNA. Its product is annotated as F-box protein At3g26010. The transcript has a single exon. Gene Ontology annotation, molecular function: protein binding. Bases 1 to 1290 code for a protein of 429 amino acids. The record is from RefSeq and is a predicted model, not a curated record. NCBI's taxonomy places the organism in Eukaryota, Viridiplantae, Streptophyta, Magnoliopsida, Brassicales, Brassicaceae.
AUGGAAGCACAAACCAACACCGCAGGUCUUCCAGAGGUAAUGCUGACGGAGAUCCUAGCGAAGUUACCUAUGAGAAGCAUCUCCAGAUUCAAAUCAGUAUGCAAAACAUGGAAAAAAACACUUGAAUCUGUCUACUUCCGUCGUCACUUUAUGUCCCUACACCAACACUCAUCAUCUUCUUGUUCUUGGUCUCUAAUACGUGGAGAGUUCAUGGGAAAAGAACUCAUGGGUUGCUACGGACAAUGGGAUCUUCCAAAGUCUCCAGCUUCUUAUAUCCCACCGCCUUCUAAAUACUUCAGUUCAUCUUUUUCCAACGGGCUGGUUUUGAUGGAAGGACGUGAUUAUUUUUUCUUUGUGGGCAAUCCAGUGUUACGACAGUGGGCUAAAAUCCCUUACCCUCUAUGUGAUACUUCUAGCUUUGGUUUGGUGUCGCGCGUGGACUUGGACGGCGUUGUUGUGAGCUUCAAGAUCGUGAGGAGAGGGGUUGGAUCUUCAAAUACUGAUCUCUUUGUUCGCAUAUACUCCUCUGAGACAGGUGUUUGGACUUCCAAGCAACUUCACUUUCCUUGUGAUGAUCACAUCCCUUACUCGUCUCCUAUAAGCCUGAAUGAGACUAUUUAUUUCCUAGCCCAAACAGAUUUUCACAUUCGUCAGCCUGGAGUACUUAUAGCUCAUGAUUUCUAUUCUGAAUCCGAUCAAUGUCAGGUUAUACCUCUCCCGGACCAUUCCAAUAAUCCCAACUAUAAAAGAGCUUUGACAACAUGUGGAGGAUUUGUUAUGUAUGUCAAAACGUUAGCUGAAAAUGUAUAUGAUAGUUUGAAGGUUUGGAGGUUGAGGAAGGAUUCAGCUGCUUGGGAGCUUUUGUGGGAUCUCGACCUCCCAUUAGCCUGGGCUGAUGAUAUCGCUUAUAAUGCACCCGUGGCAAUGCAUCCAUUUGAUAGUGAUGUUGUCUAUAUAUGGCGUCAAAAGAGUCGUGAUAUGGUAUCAUAUAACUUGCGCACACAAAACUAUACAACCAUGAGAGAUGCAUCAAAAUGGUAUAAUGAUAACAAUCAAAACAGUUUCAUGAACCGCUUUGUUUGUCAGAAAUAUAUGGACGAGAUAUACGGACCAAACUCACUUUGGGGCUCUGGUAGUGUCGUCGCCUUGUUCCAGUUUGUGCAGUCACGGUGGAUGGAACCGGUACCUUGUCCUCCACAAGUUGAGAUGAUAAACACAGCUUCAUUACUUUCUUACAUUUCUUCUAUAAAGAAGAGAAAGAGGGAUAUAGGCAGGGGAUUCAGAUACUGA